AAAACUACAUUACCAAUACAACCAUGUUUCCAAACAAAAUCACAUACGCUUAAAGUUGUCUGACCACACACACAUUUUAUGUACGACUCUAACAACUAUAAAACCACGUUCACUUCAAGCAACUAUGAAACCACGUUCACUUUAUGCUAGACAGACACUGAAGUUCCAAAUUGUCUGUCCGCCAAACAAAAUACAAACAAAUGACGAAAAACAACAGACUCUUCUCCUAGACUAACAAAUACAGACACUGCACUUACAAGUUGUCUGUCAGGGAAGACAACCCUUUUUUUCGAAAACACACCAAAAAAUGAAAAAAAUCAAGAAAAGUAGAUCUGCUCAAGUCAUUUGAAGCUUCUUGAUCUGCACUUUCGUCGUUGUCUCCCCACGUCACCGAGCUCUCCCCUUCGUCUGAUUACUGUAGCUCUUCCAUUUGAAACGAAAAAAAAGGCAGAAGAGGAGAGAAGCAGGAGAAGAAGCUUGGAGGGAGAAAAGAUUGUAAAAAUGAGAAGACUUGAUGGGUAGAGAUUUGAAAUGGAGAAGAAAUCAAAAUUUGGAGAAAAGAGAAAGAAAGGGGAGGGGAUGGGGGGCUGCGUGAAAAGAAAAGAUGGAGGAGAGAGGGAGGGAAGGAGAAGAAAAGUGGGGGAGGGGGUGAGAGUUUUGGAAAGGGAUAAAAGGGAUGGUAAAAAAGGAGAGUAUUUAUAUGGGGUAGGGAAUGGGGUAACUAUGGGGUACCUAUAGCAAAUUUCAUUUUGCAUUCCACUGCGUCAUUGGAGCAAUCUUUCACGAAAGAUGCUUUAUUUUUCUUGUGGGUGCCUUUCUUUGUCCCAUGUGGAUCUCUUCUGACUGGUAACAAACAAACCGUUCGGCCAUAUAGACUGACCUAUCCAUCGCCAUAGCUUCUUUUUCAAUUCUUCUCUCGUCUAAGAAACCAUCCAGAAGCAUUUGACCCUUUGACCCCCUCACCAAUCAAACCUCGAAACUCUCUGUUCAUUCUUUAGCCUGGUUUGAGGAAUUGAUCUGGGAAUUGGGAUGGUAAGAUUUAUAGAAGCACUGAUAUGUGCUUUUGUUUUUACCCUUUCAAUCGCGUCUUCUGCUCCGCUAGAUGGGUUCUUCUACACCAGAUUCAAUCAGCCAGAGAACAACAUCAGCUUUAGUGGGGUGGCGACGGUCGCCGGAGAUGGAGUUCUUCAGCUGACGAAUCAGUCCCACCGGACAAUGGGUCACGCUUUCUAUUCCGCUCCCUUCAAAUUCAAAAAUUCCCCAAAUGGCUCGGCUUUCUCCUUCUCCACCUGUUUCGCCAUGGCUGUAAUCCCUGAAUAUGAGAAGCUCGGCGGCCAUGGCCUCGCCUUCGCCAUUUCCCAGUCUCUGGAUUUCAGCACGGCCCUUCCCAGCCAGUAUCUCGGCCUGCUCAACUCCCACAACAUUGGGAAUUCGUCGAACCAUCUUUUUUCUGUUGAGUUCGACACCGUCCAGGAUUUCGAGUUCGAGGACAUUGAUGGUAACCAUGUCGGGAUUAACGUUAACAGCUUGGUUUCCAGGGAGUCCGCCGGAGCUGGGUAUUUCACCGGCGAUCUCAAGAAACGAGAUCUGAAUCUCAGGAGUGGAAAGGCGAUUCUUGCUUGGGUGGAGUACGAUUCUGCUUCAAACCUCAUUAACGUCACCAUUUCCCCUUCUUCUCUGAAACCCAGAGUUCCCCUUCUGUCACAUCGCGUAGAUCUAUCUGGUGUUCUGAAAGAGAAUAUGUACGUCGGCUUCUCUGCCUCCACCGGAGUGCUCGCCGGAGCUCACUACAUAUUAGGGUGGAGCUUCAAAAUCAACGGCGAAGCGAAAAGCAUAAAUCUUCACUCCCUCCCAUCGAUCCCCGGAGUCAAGAAAAGGCACGUGGCUCUGGUGGCGUCGGCCUCUGCGGCGGCGGCGGGUUUGGCUUUGCUUUCCGUUCUGGUGGGAGUUUAUGUGUUCAAGAGAGUCAGGAAUGCUGACGUGGUGGAGUCGUGGGAGCUUGAGAUUGGUCCGCACAGAUAUUCGUACAGUGAACUGAAGAAAGCCACCGGCGGUUUCAAGAGCAGCGAGUUACUCGGACAGGGCGGAUUCGGUCAGGUCUACAAGGGGAUUUUGCGGAUUUCAAAAACUGAAAUCGCAGUGAAAAGAAUCUCGAAUGAAUCCCGACAGGGGCUACGGGAAUUUGUGUCUGAAAUCUCAACAAUAGGAAGGCUAAGACAUAGAAAUUUGGUACAGUUACUAGGAUGGUGCAGAACCCGUUGUGAUCUAAUGCUCGUCUAUGAUUACAUGCCAAACGGAAGCUUGGAUGGUUUCCUAUUUGACCGUCCCAAGUUGGUGUUGACAUGGGAACAAAGGUUCAACAUCAUCAAAGGCGUCGCCUUUGGGCUGUUAUACUUACACGAGGAAUAUGAACAAGUUGUGAUACACCGCGACAUCAAGGCUAGUAAUGUGUUGUUGGACGGGGAGAUGAAUGGACAUUUAGGAGAUUUUGGGCUCGCUAGGUUACACGAGCACGGGAGCAAUCCGGGGAUGACACGUGUUGUGGGGACAUUGGGUUACUUGGCACCAGAGCUUUCGAGGACAGGAAUAGCAACGACAAAAUCAGACGUGUUUGCAUUCGGGGCGUUGUUGUUGGAGGUGGUUUGUGGAAGGAGGCCAAUAGAGCUGAAGGCUGCUCAAAUAAGGGAGUUGGUUUUGGUAGAUUGGGUAUGGGAGAAGUUGAGAGAAGAGAGGAUUAUGGAUGUGGUGGAUUGGAGGAUGAAGGGAAGGUUUAAGGAGGAUCAAGUGGUGAUGGUGUUGAAAUUGGGGCUCAUUUGCUCAAGCAAUGACCCGACGGCCCGACCGAGCAUAAGGCAGGUGUUGAGUUACCUCGACGGAGAAGCCCCAUUGCCCGAGGUUAUGAUGGAGCCAGAUCAUCAACAUAAUGAGAAUAAUAACAAUGACAGAAGUGAAGGGGGAGUUGGGAUUCAAGAGCAUUGUGAGUUAACUUCCUCACAGAUUGGUACUAUUUUCGCUUCCUCAUCAUCUGCUUCACCUCAUUCCCCUUACUAGAAUAGUAGGGGGUAAAAGAGUUUAUUUGCCAUCGUCCGUACAUCCAUAGUCAGAGUUCCAUACUUGUUUCUGGCUAGCAAAACUUGAUGGGCAUUGUUUCUCAUUUAGAGUCCCUAUAAAGACACAGAUAGGAUUGGAGGCAUACUUGGGAGUUCCAUAAAUGAUUCAAAGCAAAAUGGGCGAGUGCAGGGAUAAUAACACAGUGAAAUAAUGUUGGAUUAUGAUACAGCAAAUGCUCAAAAUAUGCUGGGCGCCUGGGCCGAGUAACUACUUGGGUCUUUAGAAUUGGGCCUCACUAAGUAUGGGGCUUGAGGAUGCUUUCUUUUGAAUAGUUUUCCAUCUCAGACAAGUUCAUAUCAAGCAUGAUCAGACCAGACUUAAACAAACUAGACAAGACACACUAGACCUAGAUCAUGUUUGGUGAGCAUGUUUUCCGGCUUAUGAGGCUUCUUAGCCAACUUUUUCACCAAACACGUAAUUUUUUAUUUCACGCGCUGAAUUAUAUAAUAAUAAGAAAAUGUAAGGUUGAAGUUA
This is a messenger RNA of Cuscuta epithymum, 3585 nucleotides long. Lineage: Eukaryota; Viridiplantae; Streptophyta; Magnoliopsida; Solanales; Convolvulaceae. The record is from the annotation of a GenBank genome assembly.